AUGGCCUUUAAGGCAUUGCAUGAAGGGUUUGAGAAAUCAUCAUUUAAAGUUAAAGAUGCCCAUGAGAAUGGUUACAAGGAAUUUACUGCAUCAAGCACAAUGAGUCAGCAGCAAAAAAGGGUCAAAUUAGAGGAAAACUAUGAUAUAAUUUCCCAACUCCCCAUGGAUCUUCUUUCGCAGUUGGUGUCCUUGUUGCCACUAAAGGAGGCACUCAAGACCAGUACUUUGUCGAAAACUUGGAAGACGAUAUGGACUACUCACACUGACAUUGUAUGUGAUAUCAGUAGUGUACUUGGAGUCUUGCGUGACGAAUCUGGAAACAUAUCUUUGAAUGUAAGAGAGGAGCAUAGGAAUCAAUUCAUAGAACGUGUCUGUCACUUGAUGCAGCAGCGUUUGAUGGGUCCUAAUAUGAGAUCAAUAGUGAUCAGCUUUCCUCUCUCUCGAAAAGAUGGUCCUCAUGUUGCAAGAUGGGUGGGUGAUGCCGUCAUGAAGGGAGUUCAAACAAUCAUUCUGAAUUUAAAUGGAGGUUCUGGUAUUGUUUCGUUUCCUUUCUCGAUUCUUCGUGCCCCUGGUCAAGCUAGUAAAGUGAGGCAACUGGGGUUAAACUCGUGUAGCCUUAAAUCUCUUUCGGUUAGAAAUAGGACUCUUGAUUCGCUUGUCAACAUUCAUUUGCAAAGUGUGAAUCUCACUGAUAAGCAAAUGGAUGUUAUACUUAGCAAGUGCUUUUUUCUAGAGAGUUUGAUUUUGAGGAAGUGUGAUAAGUUGGCAAGAUUUAAGCUCAGUCGAAACCCUAGGUUGAAAUUAUUGGAUAUCAGAUCCUGUUUGAGAUUGAAGAGUAUUGAGCUUUAUGCCGAGAGCCUUCAAAUUCUGGAAUUCGACGGUCUAUUAGACCACUUUUCGUUUGAUCACGUGCCGAAGCUGGUUCAGCUGUUUGCAUGUGUAUAUGGAGAGAAAUUUGUACAAUUUUCAACUUAUGCCCUCUCCAGGAUUGCUGUUGAUGCACCUCUACUACAGACUCUCACCCUACAAGCUCGCCGGGUACUGCCCCUGCCAAAGGGAGUAUUUACAUUUACUAACAUAAAGUAUUUGGUACUUAAACUUAAUCCAUGUGAUGGUGAAGACGAGCUCGACUGGAUUCGCUACAUCUUGAAGGCAUUUCCUUCUUUGAACAGACUAGAAAUAGAUUUUUCACUAGUCGUCCCAAGGAACGCCGGAUCGACCAACCAGAGUCAUAGAGGACUAGCUGAAGUGAGUCAUGAGAAUCUCAGAGAAUUAGAGGUGACGGGGUAUUAUGGUGGCCCAGGCCAGGUUGAGGCUGUGAAGCAUCUGGUUGAUAGGGCAUUCAAGCUUGAUCUUCUUGUAAUCAGUUCACCGGCGAAAUUGUACGUCGGUUUGAGAGAGUCCAUCCGUGUGGAUUUACGUAAUGACAACAAAUCAAGCUCAGAGAAGAUUGAAGAACUCCGUUCUGUACUUCCAAACUCCCUUCGCGUUGAUUAUUCUAACGUCUGA
Molecule: messenger RNA, 1509 nt
Organism: Daucus carota subsp. sativus
Lineage: Eukaryota; Viridiplantae; Streptophyta; Magnoliopsida; Apiales; Apiaceae
Product: F-box/LRR-repeat protein At3g26922-like
Exons: 5
Coding region: 1-1509 (502 amino acids)
Molecular function (GO): protein binding
Source: RefSeq, a predicted model, not a curated record